Temnothorax curvispinosus is the source of this 1908-nucleotide messenger RNA. Its product is annotated as zinc finger CCCH domain-containing protein 15 homolog. Gene Ontology annotation, cellular component: cytosol. The transcript is spliced from 7 exons. The record is from RefSeq and is a predicted model, not a curated record. Gene Ontology annotation, molecular function: mRNA binding; metal ion binding. Gene Ontology annotation, biological process: cytoplasmic translation. Bases 110 to 1315 code for a protein of 401 amino acids. Lineage: Eukaryota; Metazoa; Arthropoda; Insecta; Hymenoptera; Formicidae.
UCUCUGGUUUCAGUACGGUGGAUUCGGAGGAGAGUGGAGUUAUCAUUGAAAUUUCUCGGUGGGUUUUAGGCGUUUUCUGUCACCGAGGUGAGGUGCUCGAGUUGACAGAAUGCCACCGAAAAAGGUGCCGGCGGCGCCGAGCAAGAAAACGGAGCAAAAGAAGAAGGAAAAGGUUAUUGAGGACAAGACUUUCGGUAUAAAAAACAAGAAAGGUGCCAAGCAACAAAAGUUUAUUCAGCAAGUGGAAAAGCAGGUAAAAUCGGGCGGCGUAAAUCCUCGCAAACUCGAUGAUCCCAAUGCCAAGAAGUUGGAGAAGGAGAAGAAGCUGAAGGAACAGAAGGAACUAGCUCUUAUUUUUAAGCCCGUUCAAACGCAAAAGAUAGAAAAAGGCAUAGACCCCAAGUCUGUCGUGUGCGCGUUUUUUAAACAGGGACAAUGUACAAAAGGAGAUAAGUGUAAAUUCUCGCAUGAUUUGAGCAUCGAGCGGAAAGCUGAGAAGCGAUCUUUAUAUUGUGAUAUGAGAGAUGACGAUGAUAAGGAGGGGGAUACGAUGGAUAAGUGGGACGAGGAUAAACUGAAAGAGGUUGUGGAAAAGAAACAUGGUGGUGGCAAUCGUCCAACUACCGACAUUAUAUGCAAACACUUCUUAGAAGCAGUAGAGAAAUCAAAAUAUGGUUGGUUCUGGGAAUGUCCGUCUGGUCAAAAAUGUAUCUACAGGCAUGCUUUACCUCCUGGAUUUGUCUUGAAGAAAGAUAAGAAAAAGGAGGACAAGAAGGAUGAAAUCUCCUUGGAGGAUCUAAUAGAAACGGAAAGGGCCAAUUUGGGACCUAAUCAGACCAAGAUAACACUAGAGACAUUUUUGGCUUGGAAGAAAAGAAAGUUGAAAGAGAAACAGGAGCAGGCGAUCAAGGAUGAGGAGAAAAAGAGGAGCGAUUAUAAAGCUGGACGUCAAGUCGGUAUAUCAGGAAGAGAAAUGUUUUACUUCAAUCCAGAGCUUGCAGCAGGAGAUGGUAUCGAUGAAGGAGAUGAAGCAAUAUCUAGUUAUGCUCGUGAAGAAGAUGAUUUUGAAGAUGUACAGUAUAGAGAACUUGAUACGGAUCGUCUUGCUUUUGAAGCUAGUGAAAUCGAUAUUAACGGUAUCACAGUGGCAGCUGAGGAUCGGUUAAAGGCCAGCAAUGCCACCGAUAACAAUAAAGAUACUACAGUAACCGUGGACGAGGGUGCUGUUGCCGUAGCUAUUAACGAAAAUCUUUUCGUGGAGGAGGACCUGGAGGGUUUGGAGGAAGAAUUGGGGGACCUGGACUUGGAGGAGUAAGCCAGAUGUCCCGAUCGUGACUCUCCUCACCACUGUCCCUCUGCCUUGUGUUUUAUUCUUUUAAAUACGUAUCACUCGGAUAACCAUUAAGCCUCAAGUGUGAUGCAUUUGUAUAUUGUAUAUAUCGCAUCGUAUUUACAUAAAUAUUGUAUUUGUGUACUUGAGCAUGUAUACAGAAACUUGACGUCGCGCAAACAAGUGAUACACCAGAACUCGACACCAUCACUGUCUCCGAUUAAAAUCAAGUUUGUCUUUUUAUAAUGUCAAGUUUAUCCGAUGAUUACCUACGAAUAUCAGGAUGCUUAAUGUUAAACAUUAAAUCAUGUACAUUAUUUUUGUAAUAUCGACAUAUGAUGGCAUUUACGUCCGAUACACAAUUAUUAUACGAAGACUUCUCUCCCCCCUUUUUUCUCUAAUUAAAAUUUCUAGCCGCCAGGAACGUGAGAAAAAAAAUGAAAUAUGCAAUCUAGUCAAAAAGUUGUCCGAAUACAAUACAUCAAAAUGAUAGGAAUAAUAGGAAGACACCAAAAUACUGAUAGCACAACAUAUAUUCUAUAUUCAAAUAUACUUUUAUGAAAAUAUUUUUAUAAAAC